CAGCUUCUGAGAAAUGCAGCCUCAGCCCACAACAGACCCGCUGAAUCAGAACUUGCAUUUGACGUGCUUCCCCCAUUCAGAUGCACGUUCACGUUUGAGGAGCACUGAUGUAAAACAUCGUUGGCGGUGCCCGGCGUUUCCAAGGAAACGGUGCCCCAAAAUGCCUGUCUGACUCAUUAAAGGAUCUUCAUUGUAGGAUCAGUUCCAAAAGAGCCCAGAGAAGGAGGUAUGCCCAUGGAUAUUUCCAUAACUCCAUCCUCGCUCCAGGUGAAAACCCCUGGAGGCUGCACAGAGAUCUGCCUUCCAGCAGAGGUCAGGCUUGUGCCUUCCUCUGGCCAUGGGCUGCAGUACGUGGCUGGAGAUGGACUACACCUGCGGCUGCAGGCGCGGACGGAAUUCAGCACAAAGCUGACUUCAAUGUUUAAUCAAAGCUCAGAAGCCCAAGGCUGCUGCACAUUUUAUUGCCAGUCCUGCGGUGAAGUCAUAAUAAGGGACAGGAAGCUCCUCAGGGUGCUCCCGUUGCCGAUGGAGAACUGGGGAGCUCUAGUUGGAGAAUGGUGUUGCCAUGCGGACCCCUUUGCUAAUAAGCCCCUUCAUCCGCGAGAGAACGACUGUCUUAUUGGAGACGCUUUCUACUUGGUGAAUUUAAGAAGUGACACCUGGCAGCCAAGUCCUCAAGUAGCUCCAGGGGAGAUGCACUGUCCGCCUUCCGAGAACCAUUUUAAAUCGAAACCAAAGGCAAAUACCAAAGUAAUUUGUAAGCGUUGCAAGGUAAUGUUGGGAGAGACCAUGUCAUCAGAAACCAUUAAGUUUUAUAUGACAGAGGUGAUUAUGCAGCCAUCUGAGAGAAAUUUUCCCAUCAUACCAAGGUCUCAAUUUGUACAGAGCACUGUCGCUCAGUGCCUAGUGGAACUCUCCUCUGCUAGAAGCACUUUCAGAUUCAGUGUUCAAGGUCAUGACAGCAAACCAUACAUCUUGCUAUGGCUUUUAAACUCAGACAGUUUGGUGAUUGAAUCUUUGGUGAGUUCCAGAAGUGUCAAAAAGUUUCCCUUGCUGGAAGACAUAUUGAAGGCAGAUUCCAGUUCUGCUCAGAAUGCUGUCAAAGUCCUCUACCAGCCAUGCAUCAAAAGUAGGAAUGAAAAGCUUGUCAGCUCCUGGGAAAGUGACAUCAGCGUCCACCCUCUGACCCUGCCCUCUGCAACCUGCUUGGAGCUGCUGCUGCUAUUAUCAAGGAAUAACGCCACGCUGCCUCCGUCCCUUCGCUGCCUGAAUUCCUUUCAGAUUUGCCCCGGAACAAGGAUCUUCAGCUUGCAGUCAAAUUGCCAAGUGGAUGCUUAACAGUAAUAGGGUCUUACCCACUCUGAGCACCUGUUCCCUCUCUCCCUGGUCCCACCAUCAUCACUUUCCCACUCUCCUGGGUAUCUAUCUAUGCUCCAGGUAAAGGACAAGGUCAGAACAGGACAAACAGGACAGCAAAUAUAGACCAACCAGCAAGAGGACUUUCUCCCUGGUAGGCAGCUAAUUGUCAUUGAGGUGGCAAAUGAGAAUGAAGAUGUUAGUCACUGAAGUUGUGACCCAAUAGCUACUGAGUGUAAUUGAACAUAUCAAUGAGUCUUGACAAUGGAAAAAUAUUCACAAACCUUCUGAGCUUGGUGAGAAGGCCACAUGCCCAGGUGAGAAAUGAGUCAAUGUAUGUCAAUUCUACUUCUGAAGGGUUGCUGGUGUAUCUUAAAAUAACUUCAAUGUGUGUUGCUUGGUGCAUCUCUGUUAAAAUAAGACAUGAAUUCUUCUAUGAAUUAUAGCUCAAAAAAUUGAUUAAAAAAACAUAAUUACUGCAAUCUAAUUUGUAUCCAUAUUCUCCUGGUAAUUUAUUAUACUGAUUAUCUCUGUGAUUUUCUUCCUGAUACAAAUUUCAGACUUUGGCCAUGGUGUACCUGUUUGUAUUUAUCAUUCAUUACUCGGUUAUCAACUUUGAUACCGGACUCAAGGGACCCUAGAAAACACCUUAUUUUGUAGGAGAGGAAACUGAGACGCAGAGAGAUGGAGUGAACUGGCCAGGGACCACCCAGCAUGUUAGAGACAGAGCUGGAGUCCCCUGGCAAAUGCCCAGGUAACUGCAUCUACCACCUGAAUGCAGUACUCACCCAAGUUUUGGGAGGUGGAGGGUGUGUCAGUGGUAGAUGGAGGCCAGUUGUGUCUAUCUUGGAAUAUCCACAUCAUCCCUUAUUCUGUAGUAAUUUGUAAUUAUUUAUUUGUAUGCUGCCCUGAACCAGAAAUGAUUUAAAAUUCUAUCAAUAUUCCUUUCUUCUAAGUUUUGCUCUUGAGAUUGAACACUGGAUAACACAAAAGUUUAUAUAUGCCCACAAACUUUUUUGAAGGGAGGUAAGAAACUUAACAAUGGUUACCUUUGGGGAGUGAGGCUGGAAGGCAAUUAUUUUUUAUUUGUUCCUUCAUGUAUGGUGUGAAAUUUUUAUAUGAUGGGUGAGUGGGGAGCCAGAGAGAUGACUCUGACUUGAAGGAUUUUACACAGAAUAUUGGGGAAGAUGGAACCAUCAUCUGUGUGUGAUAUAAAUUGAGAAUAAUUAUAUUAAAAAGUUGCCUCAACGCAAGUCUUAGGGAUGAAAGGUAAAAGAGGAAUCUAAACCGGGUGUGGGGGAUUUGAGAGGAGGCCCCGUCUGUAUUUCUUCUCCAUGAGACGAGGCAGGCGGCCUUGCUGCCUUUGAGGAUCUCCUCUCGGGCUCAUGUAAACACAGGGGCAGGAAAGCCUGCCCUGCUCUUGGUGGCAUUACUGUUCUCUCCUCUCACCUCUAAUCACGGGAGCUUUUAGAGCUGUCAGCACGUUAAUUGCUAAGUGACCCUCUCUAUUAGUGAUUGUACUUCCUCUGGUCUCAGUCUGUUUGCUGAAUAUUAUUGUCAGGAGCACAAACACUUGCCCGAUUUCAAAGGUACAGAGAAACUUGUCACAAGUUCCUGAACAGUGUCUGCUAAAGAGAUUUCCCCCUGCUUCUGGCCCUGGAAAGACGCAUUCUUUUUUUUUCUUUUUUUUUGUUUUUAAUAUAUUUUAUUGAUUUUUUACAGAGAGGAAGGGAGAGGAAUAGAGAGUUAGAAACAUUGAUGAGAGAGAACCAUCAAUCAGCUGCCUCUUGCACGCCCCCUACUGGGGAUGUGCCCACAACCCAGGUACAUGCCCUUGACCGGAAUCGAACCUGGGACCCUUGAGUCCGCAGGCCGACGCUCUAUCCACUGAGCCAAACCGGUUAGGGCGGAAAGACGCAUUCUUAUUAUGGCUUUACCAGGAAUCGACUUCCC
Myotis daubentonii (Daubenton's bat) is the source of this 3309-nucleotide messenger RNA. RefSeq names its product ubiquitin protein ligase E3D (gene UBE3D). Gene Ontology annotation, molecular function: ubiquitin protein ligase activity; cyclin binding; ubiquitin conjugating enzyme binding. Gene Ontology annotation, biological process: proteasome-mediated ubiquitin-dependent protein catabolic process; protein monoubiquitination; protein polyubiquitination. The record is from RefSeq and is a predicted model, not a curated record. NCBI's taxonomy places the organism in Eukaryota, Metazoa, Chordata, Mammalia, Chiroptera, Vespertilionidae. Gene Ontology annotation, cellular component: nucleus; cytosol; ubiquitin ligase complex.